This is a messenger RNA of Chenopodium quinoa (quinoa), 772 nucleotides long. RefSeq lists its product as uncharacterized. The transcript has a single exon. NCBI's taxonomy places the organism in Eukaryota, Viridiplantae, Streptophyta, Magnoliopsida, Caryophyllales, Amaranthaceae. The coding region runs from base 118 to 657 and encodes 179 amino acids. The record is from RefSeq and is a predicted model, not a curated record.
UCCAAGAUUAUUGACACCAAAACUCCAUCUACCUUAACAUAGCGUAUAAGCAAGCCCUGUGUCUACUAGUCAACACCACUUGUUGCAUAAUUUCAUACCUCUCUAAUCUCUGUAUUCAUGGCUGCUCUUUCAUGGCGUCUUCUCCCUUCAAUCUCUCUCCUCAUCAUCCUUUCUCUCUCCUCCCUCUGCAUCUCUAAUCCUGACCAUCCAUCCAACCCAAUCAACGGUUCACAAGACAUCCAUGACAUCCUCCCAGAAUUCAACCUUCCAAAAGGCAUCAUUCCAAAUGGAGUCAAGUCAUACACCCUCUCUAAUCAAGAUGGAAGCUUUACUGUAAACAUGGAACACCCUUGUUAUGUCGAAUUCCUCGACGAACAGCUCGUGUACUAUAACAAGGUCAUCAAGGGGAAGCUCAGUUAUGGUAAAGUGUCCCAUGUUUCUGGAAUUCAGGCCAAGAAGCUCUUCAUAUGGGUUCCGGUUUCGGGUAUGGAAAUGGAUACGGACACAGGUAUGGUUGAAUUCUACGUUGGAGCUUUCAGUCAGAAGUUUCCUGCUCAACAAUUUGAGGCUAUACCCUCUUGUAUGAAAAAGGAAGCUUCCUCUGCAUCAAUUAUUAAGUCAAGAUCAUUCUGGGUCAACUUGUUCAACUCCCUUUGAAUCCUGUCUUUCAUCUUCAAUCUUUCUAUUUCCUGCAUGAGUAAUCUUACUGUACUCUGUUAAAUGUAAUAAGAAAUUAUUUAACUUUGUUUUUAAUCUAUAUUUUCCAUUGAUA